UAUUGGUGGUUCAUAUGGUCGAUCAAGCAUAUACUGUUACCCUUCUCUGCUGUUUCUUAUAAUCUAAUGUAAGUAACAAUAUGCUUCAUUUCUAUUUUUUCAAUAAAGUGUACGCACACACCAUCUUAAAACAUGAUCUUUUUGUGUUUGGGUGAAAUGUGAAUACCGGAGUUCUUUUAAGGAGUCCGGCAACCCUAUUAUGUAAUCUAUUAUUUAUCACACUAAAGUUGCCUGAUGUCUUGUGUGAUAUUAAACCAAGACGAAUCCUUGUUCAGUAUAAACUUGUUAGUAGCAAAUCAUGAAAAAUAAAAAACAUAAAGAAAGAGAGACAGAGAGAGAGAGAGAGAGAGGCAGGGACAACAUAGGACUGUAAUAUAUAUAUAUAUAACCCAUGUUAUGGAUCAUCUGCAUAAAAUGUAUACAGUAAUACUCUCCGGCGGGCCUUAUAACUUUCCCCCUCCCUCACUCCCCCCUUUUCUUUCUUUCUUUUUUUGUAUGAUGUUGGCAACAACCACACUAGAGGCUUCUGUUACUAUACCUUGUUUAAAGAAACAACUGAAGGUCCAUAUUACACAAGGUCAAAACAUAAAAGAUAUUGUUUACCAUCUUGUUCAAACACACGCUAUUCCACCUUAUUUAACCAACUCCAUCUAUUCUAAUCUACUUGUUCUGAUGAAACAAGCCUGUGAGCAAACACUUGCUUAUCAACAUAUACAUCAAAAGCAAGAUAAACAAACAUUACGUCAAUUAUUUCUAGACGCGUAUCAAUCCAACACCCUUCAAUAUAACAAUAAACCUGAAGAAGACAUUUUCCCUCGAGCCUAUCAUACCUUGGUCCAUUGUCCUAUUGCUGCUAUCUUCGACACAUUGCUUGAACUAGAAAAUAAUUAUGCAAUGGCUGUUCAGGAACUACAUAUGGCGCGUGAAGAUGAAUUAGCCAUGAUUCAAACAAGAAUCCAUAGACAAGCACAAGAAAUAGAAUCCCCUAGUUCAGGCACAGCCUCACCACGUCAUAGUAUGGCCAGUGUCAACAGUAACAUGACAAGCAUCUUUACUCGCCAAGUAGAAGAAAUCGAAGUGUUUCAGGCCACAUGGCAAUCAGACAUGCUUCAAACCCGACAAACACAGCGUCAGGAAUACCGAGAAUUCGUGAUCGAGCUCUACCGUGAAUACCAAGCUCGACUUGCUUCUUUAUCAGACGAACAACACUUGAGACCUGAAGAUACGUUGGCCAUUGCAGAAAAAAAGAUCGAUGGAAAGGACAUGGUGGCUGCAGCAGCAGGGCGUGUCAAACAAUGGGACACGCAGAGCAAGACAGCUUCUUUGCGCAGUGAAUCCACAGGCUCUAAAAAAUCAGAUCAAGCGCCUUCUGUGAAUGAAGAGGUUAUCAAAAGUAUCCAGGAAAUGGGGUUUGAAAGAGACCAGGCAGAGACAGCACUGGUCUUGUCAAACCAGAAUUUAGAGGCAGCCAUCGGUCUGUUGUUGGAAAACCCUGCCAAAGUCGAUGCACAUCUGAACGAACAGAAAUCACAGCGACCCACAAGUUCAACACUUUACCGUCGAUCCCAGUCCUUGAGCCAAGUACCUCGUCCUCCACUGGCUUCGCCACAACCAAGCAAAACAAGUAGUUCGCGUCAUGAACCUCGUCGUCAUUCAUUGCAGCGAUUGGGUGCUUCGACACCUACUUUUCUCAACAUGAUGGGACCCAACCAUACAAAAUCCAACAGUAGUCCUAAUCUUAUGAUACCAUCUCAACCCCAGCCUUCAGCUUCUUCUUUAGGAAAGAGUUGGAUGAAUUCAUUUUUGCAUCAACAAAAGCAAGCCAUGGAAAACACAAACCUGAGUUCAGUCAGAAAACUCGGUGGUUGGCUUGGUAAAGCCAUGGAAAACUUGGGUAUUGAUGAACAACGAUCCCUGUUGAACAAGCAGCAACAACAACACCAGCAUUACAAUGUGCCUCAACUGGUUGAAUCAUUCACUAUCAUGAUGGGCUCAACGCAGAUCAAAUCUUCACAUAACCUGAGAUUGUUAGUCACAGACGAGGCCACAGAAAUCUUUCAUCCCUUUUAUGAUCCACCUCGAGAAAUGGCUUAUAGAGCAGAGACUUCUACCAAGUUAUACACAAGUCACCUUAGUGCUGUCAUUGUGCUUGUGGAACUGUCUGAACUCAUGCGUCCUCAACAACAAGGAUGGAGGCAGUACAAGACGGGUAAGGGAAGUAACAAGGCUCUGUUUGAACGGUGUCAGCAAUCAACCGAGUUUCAUUUUGCUGAUAUUGAGACCCAAUUGAGUCUGAUUGAACAAGAUUUUGAAGAUCAUCCCAACAGUCUAGUGGAAGGAUCCUUCUUUGUCACGAAACAUGCCAACUUGCCAUCCACUCAAGUCGUAUUUCAUUUAGUCGUCGACAGUGCAGGUAAAAUCCAUUGUGAAAGGGCCUAGACUGAUCUGUCAAUCAUAGGAAUGACAGCCACAGAUAUCACAAAUCGACAUCCAGUCAUUCUUGGUUUACGCCAUAUUUUGAAAAUGACAUGUCAAUUUGAUAUUUCAUCCCUCUCUAUUCCCUUGUUAUUACUACCUGAUCGUUUUAUGGAUCAAACAGACCAUUACGCACCAGACCAUAUGUUAUGGCUUCAAAAAAGAGGCGAAGUUGUCAUGAAAUGUAUCAAGGGAUUCUUGAUUGAGAAUUCACGUAGUGGUAAACGAGUCCAAAGUGAAGG
Messenger RNA from Gilbertella persicaria, 2717 nucleotides. RefSeq lists its product as uncharacterized. The transcript has 3 exons. Gene Ontology annotation, molecular function: protein binding. NCBI's taxonomy places the organism in Eukaryota, Fungi, Mucoromycota, Mucoromycetes, Mucorales, Choanephoraceae. The record is from RefSeq and is a predicted model, not a curated record. Gene Ontology annotation, cellular component: cytoplasm. The coding region runs from base 397 to 2439 and encodes 680 amino acids.